AUGGACAGUGCGAAGACGCUCGGCGCGGGCGACGGCAGCCUGCCCGAUCAAGCGAUGCUCGACACACCGGAUUACACGGACUCGGAAUCCAAUCCCACAGGCACGGCAAACAGCGUGGCCGGGGAUGCGACUCAGAACGAUGGCCGAAAGCGUCGGUGGGAGGGCAACCAGCUGCGCAAGAGCAUGUUCGGCAAGAAGCACGAUAGGCUAGGCGAAAGCAAAGAGGACGACUCGAUUCGACGAUUUCGCUACUUGCUAGGCCUCACCGACCUGUUCCGCCACUUCAUUGACACCAACCCAAACCCCAAGAUCCGAGAGAUUAUGGCGGAGAUUGAUCGUCAAGAUGCAGAAGAGGCGAGUCGAGCGCAAACUGGCAACAAGCGCAAGGGCGGAGCGGGCGGUGAUAGGAGGCGGCGAACAGAGAAGGAGGAAGAUGCUGAGCUGUUGCGUCAGGGCAAGCAAGAGGGCAAGGCAGAGCACACCAUAUUCCGAGAGAGCCCGCAAUACAUUCAAGGCGGCGAGAUGCGUGACUACCAAGUCUCCGGUCUCAAUUGGUUGAUCAGCCUGCACGAAAACGGUAUCUCAGGCAUUCUCGCCGACGAGAUGGGUCUGGGAAAGACUCUGCAGACCAUCAGCUUCAUUGGCUACUUGCGAUUCAUGCAAGGUACUACAGGCCCACAUCUCAUCGCAGUGCCCAAGUCGACGCUCGACAACUGGAAGCGAGAGUUUGCCAAGUGGAUCCCCGAAAUCGAUGUUCUUGUGCUGCAAGGUGCCAAGGAGGAGCGUCACGAGCUUAUUAACGAUCGUCUGAUCGAUGAGAAGUUCGACGUCUGCAUUACUUCGUACGAGAUGAUUCUUCGUGAGAAGAGUCACCUCAAGAAGUUUGCAUGGGAGUACAUUAUCAUUGAUGAAGCCCACCGCAUCAAGAACGAGGAGUCGUCGCUUGCUCAGAUCAUCCGCAUAUUCAACUCAAGGAAUCGGCUGCUCAUCACCGGUACUCCGCUCCAAAACAACUUGCACGAACUUUGGGCUCUCUUGAAUUUCUUGAUGCCUGACGUUUUUGGAGAUUCCGAGGCGUUCGACCAAUGGUUCAACAACCAAGAUGCAGACCAAGACACUGUGGUCCAGCAACUCCAUCGUGUCCUCCGUCCUUUCCUCCUGCGCCGUGUCAAGAGCGAUGUGGAAAAGAGCUUGUUGCCGAAGAAAGAGAUCAAUUUGUACGUAGGCAUGAGCGAGAUGCAGAUCAAGUGGUACAAGAAUAUCCUGGAGAAGGAUAUCGAUGCUGUCAACGGAGCGGCAGGGAAAAAGGAAAGCAAGACUCGUCUGCUGAACAUUGUCAUGCAACUCCGAAAGUGCUGCAAUCACCCCUACCUCUUCGACGGCGCCGAGCCCGGUCCGCCGUACACCACCGACGAACACUUGGUCGACAACGCAGCCAAGAUGGUCAUGCUUGACAAGUUGCUCAAGCGUAUGCAGGCACAGGGCAGCCGCGUCCUCAUCUUCUCUCAGAUGUCCCGUGUUCUGGAUAUCCUUGAGGACUACUCAGUCAUGCGCGGCUACCAAUAUUGUCGUAUCGAUGGCUCUACUGCCCACGAGGACCGUAUUGCGGCGAUCGACGAGUACAACAAGGAAGGAUCAGAGAAAUUCUUGUUCCUCCUCACCACUCGUGCGGGUGGUUUGGGUAUCAAUCUGACAACUGCCGAUAUUGUUGUCCUGUUCGAUUCCGACUGGAAUCCGCAGGCCGAUCUUCAAGCUAUGGAUCGUGCUCACCGUAUUGGUCAGAAGAAGCAGGUGAUGGUAUUCCGUUUCGUGACCGAGAAGGCCAUUGAGGAGAAGGUGUUAGAGCGCGCUGCGCAGAAGCUCAGACUCGAUCAGCUGGUCAUCCAGCAAGGACGUUCACAACAGCAAGCAAAGCAGGCCGCUUCCAAGGACGAGCUUCUCGGCAUGAUUCAGCACGGUGCGGAGACCAUUUUCGAGCAGAAGGAAGGCUUUGGUGCCAAUGGAAUGACCGAGGACGACCUCGACGCGAUCUUGCGCAAGGGUGAAGAGAAGACCAAGGAAAUGACGUCGAAAUACGAGAAGCUUGGUCUAGACGAUCUCCAGAAGUUCAGUUCUGAGGCUGGAGGUGCCUACGAGUGGAACGGCGAGAGCUUUAUCAACCGCAAGAAGGAAAUCGGGCUGAAUUGGAUCAACCCAUCAAAGCGUGAGCGCAAGGAGCAGUCGUACUCCAUGGACAAGUACUACCGCCAGGCACUCAUGACUGGUGGACCGCGGCCGGAGCCAAAAGCCAAGGUGCCCAGAGCGCCCAAGCAGAUGGCCAUGCACGACUACCAAUUCUUCUCGCCUCGUCUAGGCGAUCUCCAGGAGAAGGAAACUGCCUGGUUCCGCAAGGAGAACGGACUCAAGGCUCCGCUUGCCGAUGGUGACGAGGACACGAUGGAGGAGCGUCUCAAGGAUCAGGAAGUCGAGCAGCUCAACAUUGACAACGCGGAGGCAUUGGCAGAAGAAGAAAUCCAGGAAAAGGAGCAACUCGCUCAAGAAGGCUUUGGCGACUGGAACAAGCGCGAUUUCCAACAGUUCAUCAACGGUAGCGCCAAGUUCGGACGAAACGACUACGAGAACAUAGCCACAGAAGUCGACUCCAAGGACGGAAAGGAAGUGAAAGAAUACGCCAAAGUCUUCUGGAAGCGAUAUAAGGAGAUCCACAACUGGGAGAAGCACAUCUCCGCCAUCAAGGAGGGUGAGCAGCGUGCAGCCCGCGUAAUAGAACAGCGCGACAUGCUCAAGCGCAAGCUGUCGAUGUACCGCGUUCCUCUCCAGCAGCUGAAGCUCAACUACACUGUCAGCACAACGAACAAGAAGGUGUACACCGAGGAGGAGGAUCGCUUCCUUCUCGUCAUGCUUAAUAAGUAUGGCAUCGACACCGAAGGCCUUUACGAGAAGAUCCGAGACGAGAUCCGCGAGAGCCCGCUGUUCCGUUUCGACUGGUUCUUCCUCUCUCGGACACCGCAGGAGAUUAGCAGACGCUGCGCAACUCUUAUUACCACCGUGACUCGCGAGAUGGAAGGCGGCACCGGCAAGGAGAAUAACAAGCGCGCAGCAGAUGAUGAUGACGAGGAUGAGGACCACGAUGCCGCCCCGGCCAAGAAGAAGGGACGUCCAGCUGGCGUGAAGGUAAGUCCCAGGAGAUGCCAACUCAAUCAAGAGGAUGCUAACUGAGUUCGCAGAACAAGACCGUCAACGGCGUCAAGGGCACGCCCAAUGGAGCAUCUCGUGCUGCUAGUGUCGACACGACUGCUUCUACUGGCGCGUCUGGUAAAGGCAAAGGCAAGGGCCGCAAGCGGUAA
Molecule: messenger RNA, 3347 nt
Organism: Lecanosticta acicola
Lineage: Eukaryota; Fungi; Ascomycota; Dothideomycetes; Mycosphaerellales; Mycosphaerellaceae
Source: the annotation of a GenBank genome assembly